ACUGUGAGCCGGAAACAAUUCACUGGCUGUACCGGAACCGAAAGUGACGUGAAAGUGCAAAAAGUGAAAAAUGGCCGAUGAGCUGAAAAAGAAGCUGGCAAUGGUCAGCGACUCGCUGGGGCUGCUAGAGAAGUACAAGGAGGACUACACAACGAAUCCUAAGCUAGCAGAUCAGGUGGGUGCGUGGGCGAAACAACUGGAGGCGAUGUACGACAGGUUCUACGGUUUCUCUGCCAAGCUGGAGAUGCUGUCAACCGAUGCAGAAGUGGACAAGCUCAAGGAGGAUAGGCUGGCGUUUGACGCUCGCUACUACACGAUGCUGGCCUUUUGCUUGAAUAAGUCGACGCCCUCUGGAGCUGCGCCCAGUUUGCCUGCAUCUUCGGCUUCUUCUUCUUCCCAAACGCUGAGGACGAAGCUUCCUGAGUUGAUUCUUCCAAAGUUCAACGGCGAACUCAAACAUUGGUGCGAGUUUCGCGACGCAUUCAAGUCGGCGAUCGGCUCCCGUGACGAUAUCAGUGGAGUAGACAAGGUGCGGUACCUGAAGGGGCUCAUGGAAGGCGAAGCCAAGCUGUACCUGAACAACGUAGAGAUUAGUGAGCAGGGCUACAAGGAUGCGAUGCGCAAACUCUAUCUGCGCUACGAAAACAAUCGUCAACUCAUCAAGUGCCACAUCGAAACCCUCUUCGACACGCCUGCAAUGUCACGGGAAUCGGCGGACGAGCUGUUGCUGCUCAUCGAUCGAUUCGAGCAGCAGCUUUCGGUUCUCAAAUCUUUGGGUGAACCAGCCGACAAGUGGAGCUCUCUGUUGGUUUACCAGUUGUCCAUCCGCCUCGACCAGCGCACACUUCGGGAGUGGGAGAGCUACUGCACAAAGCUCGACUCCGAGAACGUUGCAUCCGUACUGGGAGGAAUCGUCAAGCCUGCUGAGAAUUCCGAUGAGAAGACGGUCACGCCGUCGUACGUCACGAUGAUCAACUACCUGCAGAACUACGCUCGUGUCCUGACAGCCGCUCCAGCUACGUCGCCACACCCACCUUCGCUGUCUCGCUCCAAGCCCAAACCAUCGAAGACGGUGGCCUACACAGCAACUGCAGCAGCGAAACCUGAAAGCAGUUCAACUACAGCAGCAUCCAGCAGCGGAAAGACGAGCAAGCCGUGCGUCAAGUGCGGACAAGAACAUCACCUGUACCACUGCCCAGGAUUCCACCAGCUCAACGUAAGCCAACGAUUUGAACUGGUGAGACAAAAACGCCUUUGCAUGAACUGCCUUCGUAGCACCGCGCACCUCGCUCGCGACUGUCCUGGUUCAACCUGUCGAACCUGUUCCAAGAAGCACCAUACACUCCUCCACACAAAUGCUUCCAGUGCUGCGUCUCAUUCCCAGACCAUUCCCCCUCCACCGCAAUCCACCUCGCAAGCUUCUGCCCAGCAAACAAACCCCUCAACUUCUGCGAGUGUUCAGAGCACUUCUGGAACGCCACAGUACGCUCUAGUCUCUCACGAUAGAGCUGCUGUUCUGGAAACCGUCUUUCUACCCACCGCGCUCGUGAACAUUCGAGAUUGCAGAGGUCGCACCCAAGUCGCUCGUUGUCUGCUGGAUUGUGCGUCGCAACGCAACUUCAUCACAGAAGCCCUUUGCCAAAAGCUGCAACUGCCACGUGUCCGCCUCCCGGACGCGAUCUCCAUCUGCGGAAUCGGGAACUCGUCUGCUUCUGUGAAGCACAAGACCACGGUCGCUGUCCAUUCUCGAGUCUCCUCCUUCGCGCUGAACAGCUCAAUGCUGGUUCUGCCGACGAUCACCGUGAAGCUACCACAGUCAACGGUGGAUGUUGGACAAUGGGCGAUCCCGCAGCACGUCGAGCUGGCUGAUCCAAAUUUUGCUGUUCCUGGGUCAAUCGACAUGAUCCUGGGCGCGUCGCAUUUCUUCCGAAUUCUCCGCAACGGACGAGUCAAACUCGGAGAAAACCUGCCACUUCUACAGAACACCAAGUUCGGCUGGGUCAUUUCUGGAGAUUGUCUGCGCGAAGGUCACGACCACGUAAAUCCACGAGACUGUCAGUUCAGCAACCCGUGCACGAUCGAGGAACUGGUCAGCCGUUUCUGGGAGCUCGAGGAGGUUCAAGACAACAAAGGCUGGUCACCGUCGGAACGCUACUGUGAGGAUCACUUCCUCCAGCACACAACCAGGGAUCCCGACGGCCGCUACGUAGUGAAGCUUCCCAAGCGCGAAGAAAUGGUGCCGCUUUUGAAAGACAACCGGUUCAACGCAACUCGUCGCUUCUACUCUCUGGAGCAAUCUCUCGAACGAGACCCGGAGAAGAAGGCGCAGUAUCACCGAUUCAUCGCUGAGUACCUGCAGCUCGGCCACAUGCGGGAGGUCGCACCAGAAGAGGUCGACGCUCAGCCGCAGUAUUUCCUUCCGCACCACGCUGUCAUGAAACCAGACAGUACCACCACGAAACUUCGCACUGUUUUCGACGCAUCGUGCCGCUCGAAGUCGGGUCUCUCGCUAAACGAUGUCUUACUUCCUGGUCCCACCAUCCAGGACACCCUGGUCAAGAUUGUGAUGCGCUUCAGAUUCCACCAGUUUGUCGUUUGCGCGGACAUCGAGAAGAUGUUCCGGCAAAUCUUGGUCCACCCGUCGGAUCAACCCCUCCAACGCAUCCUGUGGCGCGACGAUCCUGCUUUGCCGCUCAAGGAACUCCAGCUGUUGACGGUCACCUACGGCACAAACAGCGCACCGUUCCUGUCUACCAGGGUACUUCAGCAGCUCGCUGACGAUGAAGAACACCAGUUCCCUCUUGCCGCCCAAGCUUUACGCCGUGACUUCUACGUCGACAAUCUCCUCAGUGGUUCCGAUGACGAAAGCGCUCUCACCGCAUCCUGCAAGCAGCUCGUUGAGAUGCUCGCUUCCGCAGGACUUCCCCUCCGACAAUGGUCCUCGAACAGCCAAGCUGUGCUCGCUGCGAUCCCGCCGGAACUCCACGAGAAAAGCGCAAUCCGAGAUCUGGACCAUGAGGCGUCGGUAACCACCCUCGGCCUUCGAUGGGAACCCAACACCGACUUCUUGCUCUUCAAACCACCACACUGGAAGGAGUCACCCGUUCUCACGAAGCGAGUGAUAGCGUCGCAAGUCAGCAGCAUGUUCGACCCUCUCGGAUUUGUGUGUCCGACAAUCACGAAGGCGAAAAUCAAGUUGCAAGCACUCUGGAGGAUGCAGAUCGACUGGGACGCGCCCGUCCCUGAAGCGGUCGUGCGAGAUUGGAUGGAGUUCAAGCAAAGGUUGACCGGUUUCGAUCGGCUUCGCAUUCCUCGCCACGUCAUCCGUCCCGGCUCCAAGCGCCUAGAACUACACGGGUUCUGCGACGCGUCGGAGAACGCGUUCGGCGCCUGCAUUUACCUCCGUUCCAUCUCCGAGGACAAGAAGUGCACCGUUCGUCUUCUUACCGCCAAGUCCAAAGUUGCCCCCAUCAACAUCAAAACGAUCCCACGUCUAGAACUCUGCGGCGCCCGCCUGCUUGCAAAGCUGCUGUGCCAAGUUCUGGAAAGUUACGCAAUCGACGCACCUGUCUACCUCUGGACAGACUCAACCAUCGUCCUGAACUGGAUCUCUGGAUCACCGGUGAUGUGGGGAACCUUUGUAGCCAACAGGGUCGCUGAAAUCCAAGAACGCACUGCUCUCGCCACCUGGAAUCACGUUCCGUCUGGAGACAACCCUGCGGACUUGGUUUCGCGAGGAAUGGACCUUGACGAACUGAUGGAAAGCGCACUGUGGUGGCACGGACCGCAGUGGCUUGGAAUCGACCAGCAUCCCUGGCCGCAAAUCUACGUUCCCAACGCGAAUGUGGACGAAGAAAGACGGCGAGUCGUCUCUCUACCGGCUGUUGAAGACCAGCAGGAUAUCAUCAACCGGUACUCAAAUCUGCGUCACUUGAUCAGAAUCGGAGCUCUGCUUCGGCGGUUCUGCGAGAACUGCCUGCGUCACAAGAACGGUCAACUCAAGCUGGUUGGUCCACUCACCCUCGAAGAACUCGAUCGCACACAGCUGGACCUCAUCCGUCGAGUUCAGCAGCAGUAUUUUGAAGAAGACUUCCGCUUACUCAGCACAACGGGAAGAGCUCACCGGAAGUCGAAGCUGCGUUUCCUUCAUCCGCAGCUCGUCAAUGGCAUUAUUCGGGUUGGCGGCCGGCUUCACAAUGCGAGGGCCCCGGUCGAUGUCAAGCAUCCGAUCGUUCUACCAGCCAAACACCGCUUGACCGAGAUGAUCGCCAGAAGAGAACACCUACGAACACUUCACGCUGGUCCUGGGCUGCUGUUGUCCACCCUCCGACAGCGAUUCUGGCCUCUUGGCGGCCGGAACCUAGUGCGAAGCAUCGUCCACCGGUGCAUGACAUGCGCCCGAGCGAAACCAAGUACGCUGGAGCAGCUGAUGGGCAACCUUCCAAGCGUUCGGGUCAACCAGGCACACCCUUUCGAGAACGUCGGAGUGGAUCUAGCUGGUCCGAUCUACAUCUGUUCCUCACUACGAAACCAUCGGAACCCGAUCAUCAAGGCGUACAUCGUGGUGUACGUUUGUUUGGCAACAAAAGCGGUCCAUCUGGAUCUUGUCACGGACCUCACAACAGAUGCCUUCAUCGCCUGUUUGCGCCGAUUCUGUGGACGGAGAGGACUUCCCGCAAACAUUUACUGCGACAACGGGACCAACUUCGUCGGGGCGCACAAGGAGCUGGAGGAUCUGCGGAAGCUGUUUUUGACACAACGACACCAAGAUGCAGUUGCACGAGACUGUGCGGACAACGGAAUCCACUUUCACUUUAUCCCACCUCGUUCGCCAACCUUCGGUGGUAUCUGGGAAGCCUGUGUCAAGUCCGUCAAGCAUCUGCUGCGAAGAGUUGUCGGCGAUGCCCACCUCCUCGAGUCCGAGAUGCAGACUGUGUUGAUCCAAAUUGAAGGUCAGCUGAACUCACGUCCAAUCGUUCCGUUGCCUGCAAGCCCGUCUGACGAAAUGGCCCUUACACCAGGGCACUUCCUGGUCGGACGACCGCUCAACGCGAUUCCCGACCCAGAUCAACAAGCUAUCCCUGAAAACCGCCUGUCACGCUGGAGAAGAGUACAACAACUAGCACAACACUUCUGGUCGCGCUGGCACAAAGAGUAUCUGGCGACUCUUCAGAAUCGCUAUCGCUGGAACACGGAACUGGACAAUCUCGCAGUCGGUUCUGUUGUCGCGCUGAUGGACGAGCGAUACCCACCGCAAAAAUGGCUCCUGGGACGUGUUCUCGACGUACACCCGGGUGCAGAUGGCCUUGUACGGGUGGCCACGAUCAAGACGAGCACCGGGACGACUCAACGCGCCAUCAACAAACUCUGCCUGCUUCCGGUGGAGAUUGAUCCAGCCAGCAUAGCAACGCAACAACAAUCGCCGGUCGAGAGGUCUCCUGGCCCUAGCUCGGGGAACAGAGCAGCCGGUUCGGACGCCGGUGCUUACUCUAGUUAGAGUCGCCAGUCGAGGGGGACCUCCUGGCCCGCGCUCGGGGGAAUCGAGCAGUUCCUGGUUCAACUGUAAAGAGGAACAAAGCCUCGCCGUGUGGGUCCUCGGACCCCGCGGCUGGGACUUGGCCCAAGGCAAGUACCCUUUUGUUCCUUCUCAAUCAGAUAUUAAGCCGUUCAUCCUUCUAGCGUUGCACCACACCUCCCGAAGGAUGACACGCACCAAACACCAGCCAGGACUGCCGAUCAACCCCCAGCUGUUCGAGGAGCAUCUCUAAUUCGACGAAAAGCCUCGUCACGUGGGUCUGGGAGACAAACCAGACCCCGUGGCUGAGACUUAACUAGAGUUAAGUACUCGCAUCCGUUCCCGCAGAUUCCUGCGCUCAUUUCUUUUCGUUCCAGCUCGCACCAGGACACCAGCAUCCGUCGGUCUCUGGCAACGAAGAUGCUCCCGCUCACGUCUGCACAAUCCUGCCCGAUGAUCACCACCAACGUUCACCUGAACAACAUUUCAUUGGCGGCCGGGAUGUUGAAGACGAUAAAUGUUUUUGUGCUGAAAUUAAAUGUUGUUAGUUAAAAUUUUGUGUUAGUACUUAUCUUAGACAUUAAGAACACCAAUUAACACUUACCUGUACAAAACACAAAAUAUCUGUAAACAAAAAUCAUAAAACUUACCCACUAAACGCACCGCAAAAAACUGUUAUACACAAUGUGACAGACACAAAACACACACGACACACAACACACACCUGACUUUGUACAUAGACACACAUGCAAUAAAACAUUCACGAACAGCAAGUCACCGCGUUUGGUUCGGACUAAAACACAAAACAAGAAGUUACACGUUUUUCGACAAAAUCCGAACAAUUUUCACUAACAAGAACUACAAAAGUACGCGCGCGGACAAGUGAGAGGUGUUUUCGUGCAAGGAAAGGAUCAAGGAAGGCGGAAUUGGAGUGGAAAAGGUGCACACACGGAAGGAGGAAAAUUUGGAAAAGGUGCACACAAGGAAGAGGAAGGAAGCAAGGAAAAGGUUUUGGAAAAGGUGACACUAAGAUCUGGACCAUUUGC
This is a messenger RNA of Culex pipiens pallens (northern house mosquito), 6561 nucleotides long. RefSeq lists its product as uncharacterized. Gene Ontology annotation, molecular function: nucleic acid binding. The transcript has a single exon. Lineage: Eukaryota; Metazoa; Arthropoda; Insecta; Diptera; Culicidae. Gene Ontology annotation, biological process: DNA integration. The record is from RefSeq and is a predicted model, not a curated record. The coding region runs from base 71 to 5497 and encodes 1808 amino acids.